Molecule: messenger RNA, 3745 nt
Organism: Phoenix dactylifera (date palm)
Lineage: Eukaryota; Viridiplantae; Streptophyta; Magnoliopsida; Arecales; Arecaceae
Biological process (GO): RNA polymerase III preinitiation complex assembly
Cellular component (GO): transcription factor TFIIIB complex
Molecular function (GO): TFIIIC-class transcription factor complex binding
Source: RefSeq, a predicted model, not a curated record
GCUUUACCGCACUCGUUCUCGUUCUUGUUCUAGGGUUCUUUAUCUCCCCUUUGAUCAUCGAGUUCGUCCCAGCUUCGAAGGCGACAGCUCCCACCGAUCUCCGAAGGCUCAUAAAUCUGGCCUCCUUACUGAGUUUGCCUUAGGCCCCCAAAUGCAUUGAGCCGCCCCUGGGCCUCCAUCCAGCCCGUACAAGCCCUGCCGCCGUUUUUCGACAGCGAUGGAUACCAUGUUUCCUGAUUCGGAUUCUAUCGAUGAUAUUCUUCUUCCACCUCCUGUCGCCGCCACUGAGCAAACAUUGGGUAAAUUUCGACCCAAGCUACGCGUUAAAACUACUAAAAUGGCUCCUGUGUCCUCCAGUAUAUCUGAUGCUACCCAACCCAUUCAGCUUAGGGAUUCCGAUCCAGAUACUGAGCAUCAGGAGCAUUUAAAUGUUCCACCUUUUCAUGUUGCUGAUUCAUGUACUAUUGCCCCUGACGACCAUGUCGCUCAAGAAUCUGUGAAUCAAUCAAAGACCAAGAAUUCAGAAGAUUUUAUAUCAAACAUUGACAAUGGGGAAGGUCUACAGCAGGAUCAAAGACAUCCGGGGGAGGAUGCAGAUAUGUUCUUCAGUGUGGAUUCCUUUGACAAUCUUUUGCAGCCUACCUCAACCAAUGCAAGGGCUGUGGGUAGAUUUAAACCUAAAGCCACGCAGCCACAAAACAAGAAACUUGUAACACCAUCUAGUGCUGUUUUGGGAUUUGAUGAAUCAGUUAGUGCCUCAAAUCUUAACUCCAGCAGCUCUCCACUGGAGGCUGUUCCCGAUAAACUUCAUGCAACUCAAGAACCACUUCGCCUAAUCAAUGAAUCAGUGGUUCACAAUGAGACUUCACAAUGUGGAGCAGAAAUCUCUGAGAAGGGCAUAAAUUUGCAAUCUGAUCUUGUUAAGUCAGAAGCAGAGGUGAGGGCAGAAAUUUCCGGCAUGGAAUCGCUUGAUGACAUUCUUUUUCUUCCUGAUGGAACUUCUGAUUCUGCAGAUCACCCAGAGGCUUCACAUUGCAAAGACUUACAAAUUGAUGGCGAAAAAGAGGAGGCUUCAAAGCAUGAUCAAGAAAAACCUGUUGAGAUUGCAGAUACAUUCUUCAGUAUGGAAUCUCUUGAUGACAGUUUUCAACAUGGGCCAACCACUGAAUCCUGUCAGGAUGGGUGUCAUGUCUCUCGGAGUGAUGGUAAUUUCCAGGCCAUCCCUAAGAAACUGGCAGAAGAGGUAAUGAUGUUGCCUUUUGGCAUGGAACUGCUUGAUGACAUUUCUUUCUCACCCAGCACUGCUGCUGUAAAACAAGUAGGCAAGUUUCAGCCUAAGCUUGCAUCACGACCAAAAGGCGGAAAAGCUAAAUCAGUAUCUUUUGCUCUUCCUAAUGCUCGUGAAACUACUGCUCCUUCUGUGGAGACCUGUUCUGAGAGCAACUCCACAAGAACAGAUCCUCCCUUCGAGGAUAUAAUGAGUGAUGGAUAUUUGGAAAACCAUCAGCACUCAUCAUCUGUAAACUAUGAUUUCAAUGGAGAUUUCCAAAUGGAUCAUGGGAAGAUGGGAGAAGAGGGCAUGUCAGAGUCUUCAGGCCUUGAAUCUUUCAACACACUUCUUUCUCUGCCAAUGUCAACUGCAGCUCAAUCUGCGGGUAAGUUCCAACCAAAGCCUAGUGCCAGAACAAAGAUUGUGAAAUCUAAUGCUUCUGCGGUUAGAACUGGUGCCAUGGAUACCGUGCCGUGUGAAUGUGAUUCUCUUCCUCCAGAGGCUGAGUCCUUGGGGGGUCAUGCUUCUGGCUUUCCGGCAGAUCCUCUCAUUGAUUCUACGUUGCCUAUGCCAUCUGAGUUGGCUCAAGAGCAGGCUGAUCUGUUCAAGACAUGUACACUUGAAGCUGCAACUUUAGGAGGCAGGAAGACUACACAAACUACUGAAAUAUCGUCAGAAGGAGAUAAUCAUCUAAGUGGAGAAAGAGAACCAACAGAAUUAUUGCAGGAUAUUGGCGUUCAGGCCCAUUCCCCAAAUACGGAAGAGCUUACUCAGCAGAUCCAGGAAGAAAAACAUAAUUCCGAAACUAUUGAAGAUAUUGCAGCUAGUAAACCAUCAAGGAAAUUGAGAAAACGGCUCUACAUGCAUGGUACUGGAAAACCAGACGGUGGAAUGGAUGUUGGUUGGAAUGUUGAAGAGUCUAACAUCUCUCAAAUGGAUGAGGACCAAAGUGAUGAUGAAUAUAUGGGUGAAGAUGAGCCCAAGAAGAAGAGGGUGCCAAAAAAAUCAAAGAGGAAGAUGACUGAAACAGCGAAACCAGAACAGAAGCCCAAAAGAGCUUCUGGAAAACCUGAUUCCAUUGCAGAGGAACUACCAAAAAAGAGGUUCCCUCAUGGAACACGGCGGAAGAGACGGCAAGUGAACAAGGUUUUGCUGGAAACACCCGAGGAUGAGAUUGACCGAAGGCAGCUUAGAAUAAAAGAUCUAAUAAUGCUUGCUGAGGCUAAGGAGCGAAUAUCGAAUAAAGAAGCAGCAGCACUUACGAAAUCCUUUCCCAAUCAAAGCAAUACUGGUUCCUUUCCCAGUAGAACCCAUCUUGAUGAAGACAAUUUUUUCGGAGAGGAGGAAGAACAAAACCUUCAUGGUGAAGGAAAUCAUAGCAUUCAACCAAAUUCUACAAAAUUGAAUUACCAUUCCUACAUGAAUAGGCCGCAAUCAGUGAGAUGGUCAAAAGCAGAUACAGAGCUGUUUUACCAGGCUAUUCGUCAAUUUGGAACAGAUUUUGCAAUGAUACAACAACUGUUCCCUAAUCGUACACGCCAUCAAGUGAAACUGAAGUUUAAGAAUGAAGAGCGCAGGCAUCCUUUGCAAGUUCAUGAUGCUUUAGUCCAUCGCUCCAAAGAUCAUGCACAUUUUGAACGAGUAAUUCAAAAGCUGCAAACUCAGGCAGAGCAAAACUCUUACAAAGAAACAACUGAUGAUCCACCUACUGUUUCACAGGAUGCGGUCAGUGAAAAUGAGGAAGAGGGAGGGAAACUCACUAAAGAAGAGGAGGCUAACGGUUGCGGCGGUGAAGUUCAGAGCCCCGUGGAAUCUGAUUGGAAAUUUGAGGCUCAGGAUCCGCCAGAGGUUUCUGAGUAUGAAACUGUUUUUGAUUGGGAUGCCAGUGCUUCCUAUCCACAUGACUUGGAAAAAGAGACAUUUGAUGAAUUCUGAAUUAUAUUAUGGUUGUGUUGCUAUCUCUCAAUGAUGUUUCGUAUUUAAAUGGAAAUUAGAGAAGGAAAUUUGCCUGCAAUAUAUUAUGAUAUUGAGAUCCGUUUCUGUCAUAGAAAACAAGAUGAGCCUAAGCCUCGGCAUUGUGCGAGUUUAGAUGCAGACUCCACUCUGGCAGGGAGUGCAUAAGUGAGUGCCCCCUCCUUCCUUCAUGAUAUAGCAAGGAAGGCAGCGGAAACUAAAACAGCCUGGUGCAAGAUAAAGAGGCAGCGAACAAACUGGAGCCUAUUCUGAACAGUGAUUUCAUGGCUGAUCCUGUUGCAACAGAGGUACCAUGAAGCAAUAUGUUUCAGAACCAAGUUCGCCUAAACAUGAUGAUCCAAAGCCGUGAAUCCUACUAAUGAUAGUGGUGACAUGGAGUUGAAUGGACUUUCUUCAGCGCCUUCUUGGUCUCUCUCUCUCUCUCUCUUUUAUAGCUGAUAGUAUCUACAGGGUCUCCUGUAUAAAGCUAAAUAGUUUAUAGUAAAGUAUCCGUUUGGGCAA